AUGUCCACGCAGACUGGAAUGGGCGCUUGCUGCCUCUCCGGCGCCAUCCACGAAGGCUCCCCGCAAGGCCGCGAAGAUACCAUCGGCGGCCUGCCCACCUACGUCGCGGAACCGAGCGACAAGUCCACUGCGAAAACGGUGGUCUUCCUCGUCGACAUCUUUGGUUGGAAGUUCAAGAACGUGAGGCUUUUGGCAGACAACUACGCCAAGGCAGGCUUCUACUGCUACAUUCCCGACGUGCACGAGGGUGAUUCACUCCCUAUCGAGUUCCUGCAGAGCGUGGAACCGCCGCUCAAGCAGAAAGAGCAGGAAGGCAUCGUUGACAAGGCGAAGGAGACGGUCGACGUUAUGGCGACGCUGGGCCCUUGGCUGGCGAAGCAUAGAGAAGGUGUCUCGGAGCCGAUCAUCAGCGGCUUCAUUAAUACUGUGCGGACUAUUCCUGGCACGAACAAGAUUGGAACCAUCGGCUUCUGCUGGGGCGGCCGCUACAGCAUUCUCCAAGCCCAUGCGCGGAAAGAAGGCCAAAUCGGUGGCGUCGACGCCGCCUAUGCCUGCCACCCGUCUCUUCUCUCGAUCCCGGCUGACUUGGAAGCCGUCGCGAAACCCACUUCCAUUGCCGUGGGCGAAAAGGACAGUCUACUGGAUAUGAAGUCGGUGGAGCAGAUCAAGGAGACGCUGGAGAAGACUGGUGUUCCCACCGAGGUCAAGGUAUACAAGGACCAGGUGCAUGGGUUUGCCUUGCGAAGCGACUGGAGUACUGAUGAGGAUAAGAAGGCUAUGGAUGAUGCUGAAAAGCAGGGGAUUGAGUGGUUCAAGAAGUAUCUCUCUUAA
Molecule: messenger RNA, 831 nt
Organism: Cladophialophora yegresii CBS 114405
Lineage: Eukaryota; Fungi; Ascomycota; Eurotiomycetes; Chaetothyriales; Herpotrichiellaceae
Exons: 2
Coding region: 1-831 (276 amino acids)
Molecular function (GO): hydrolase activity
Source: RefSeq, a predicted model, not a curated record